AUAGACUUUGUUACUACAUUCCUUAACGGCAAUCUUAAGGAAGAAGUCUAUAUUGUUCUCCCGCUAGGUCUUCCUUAUACUCGAGGACCUAAUAAGGGGAAGAAAGUUAUUAUACGACUCCGAAAAGGCCUAUAUAGGCUUAAACAAUCUCCUCGCAUCUAG
Pseudocercospora fijiensis CIRAD86 is the source of this 162-nucleotide messenger RNA. RefSeq lists its product as uncharacterized. NCBI's taxonomy places the organism in Eukaryota, Fungi, Ascomycota, Dothideomycetes, Mycosphaerellales, Mycosphaerellaceae. The record is from RefSeq and is a predicted model, not a curated record. The transcript has a single exon. The annotation marks the transcript as partial.